Haliaeetus leucocephalus (bald eagle) is the source of this 1381-nucleotide messenger RNA. RefSeq names its product collagen alpha-1(XIX) chain-like. The transcript is spliced from 15 exons. The coding region runs from base 41 to 1381 and encodes 446 amino acids. NCBI's taxonomy places the organism in Eukaryota, Metazoa, Chordata, Aves, Accipitriformes, Accipitridae. The record is from RefSeq and is a predicted model, not a curated record.
UCAGAUUUAUAGCUGAUUGUUCACAUGUGUCCAGGGGGAGAUGAUGUACAUUGGAUCCUGCAUAGUUCGGCUUUGUAUGGCAGUCUUCCUCCUCCUUCCUGUUUCUACUUCUGUGGCUGUCAGUGACCAGACAGGUGCUGUGUGUCCUUUAAUGAAAACAGUUGUCCAUCAUCUCAAAAAAAUCAACAGAGACAGUCUUGGUGUUUCAGGGUUUGAUCUGGCAGAAAGCUUUUCUUUGAGGCAAACAUCUUGUGGAGGGGAAAAAAUCUGUUUUAAACUGGGAAGCGCACCUCUCGUCAGAGAGACAAAGCAAGUAUUUCCAAAUGGGCUUCCUGAAGAAUACUCUCUAGUUGCUACGUUCCGUGUACGGCGAAAUACCAAGAAAGAGCGUUGGUAUAUAUGGCAAGUUUUAAAUCAGUAUGACACACCUGAGAUCUCUGUCCUUCUGGAUGGUUCAAAAAAGGUUGUGGAGUAUAUGACCAAAUCUGCGCAGGGAAAUAUACUGCACUACACUUUUAAGAGUCGAGAAAUUUAUUCAUUGUUUGAUCGGCAGUGGCAUAAGCUUGGUAUUAGUGUGCAGUUGGGGAUCAUUUCCCUCUAUUUGGAUUGUAAUUUAAUUGAGAGAAAGCAGACUGAUGAAAAAUUCACCAUUGACUUGCAGGGAAGGACUCUGAUUGCUUCUCGUGCUGCAGAUGAUAAGCCUGUAGAUAUUGAACUUCACCGCAUAACAGUUUAUUGUAAUCCAAAACUUGCAACGGAAGAUAGGUGUUGUGAAAUAUCUGCAGACCUGUGCCCACGUGAGGAGAGAUUACUUGCUACAACUUCAUCACCAGUGACUGUUCAUGCCAGCAAAAUAUACACGCUUCCAGGAAUGCAGCAAGAAUCUAGAGAGAGAUGCCACUGCUUUCCAAAUAAAGGAGAAGCAGGAUUGCCAGGAGUAGCUGGUUUGCCAGGCCAGAAAGGAGUUAAAGGUGAAAAGGGUGAAAUGGGCGCAAAAGGACAGGAUGGCGUUGUUGGUACUCCUGGCGAAAAGGGGGAAGUUGGCUUAGUAGGUGCUCCUGGCAUGCCUGGUCUUACUGGUUCCAAGGGUGAACGUGGCUUUGCGGGUAGUAAAGGUGAAGAAGGUGAAAAGGGUGAAAAAGGAGAUAAAGGAGAAGGAGGACCAGAAGGCAUUCCUGGAAGAGAGGGACUAAAAGGUGACCCUGGUAGUCCUGGUGUGGCUGGUCCUAAAGGAGAAAAGGGAGAUGCAGGACCUCCGGGACCAGCUGCCUUGAGCGCCAUUUCACCUACUUGCCACCAGUCCAGCUUGAUAUUUGCUGUUGAUCACACACACAGUCGCAUGCUUGGGCUCACUCCAUUUGUUGGUACCACAAAGACAUAG